Saccostrea cuccullata (small rock oyster) is the source of this 2513-nucleotide messenger RNA. RefSeq names its product H(+)/Cl(-) exchange transporter 3-like. Gene Ontology annotation, molecular function: voltage-gated chloride channel activity. Lineage: Eukaryota; Metazoa; Mollusca; Bivalvia; Ostreida; Ostreidae. The record is from RefSeq and is a predicted model, not a curated record. The transcript has 21 exons. Gene Ontology annotation, biological process: chloride transport; transmembrane transport. Gene Ontology annotation, cellular component: synaptic vesicle; Golgi apparatus; plasma membrane. The coding region runs from base 40 to 2379 and encodes 779 amino acids.
UUGAAUGUUGUCGUGUAACUUUCAAAACAGGAGAAUACAAUGCAGAGUUACAGGACAUUCUCUGAUGAACUUAUCAAAGAAGUUGCAGGUUCCUCUAACCUUAUGGACACACUGGAUGACCUGCCUCCAGGCAUUGGUCAAUAUGAAGAUUUCCACACCAUUGAUUGGCUGCGGGACAUUGCCAGAGACCGCAUGCGGCAUCGGCACAUCAUCAAAAAGAAAAACGAGGGAAUCUGGGAAAAGAUAAAGAGUGCUCACGAUGCCUGGUCAGGCUGGGUCUGUGUUCUAUUGGUUGGGGUUGCUGCAGGUUUAUGUGCUGGUAUUAUUGACAUUGGUGCCUCAUGGAUGUCAGAUCUGAAGGAAGGAAUCUGUGCUGAGGCUUUUUGGUUAAACAGAGAGCAGUGCUGCUGGUCUGUUAGUAAAACAGAAGUAGAUGAUUACUGCCAACAGUGGAAGACAUGGUCUGAGAUCUUUGGAGGUAGUAGGUCUGGGGCUGGGUCCUAUGUCACGACAUACCUCCUCUAUGUGGUGUGGGCCAUUGUGUUCUCUAUGCUAGCUGCCAUGUUUGUGCGGGUGUUUGCUCCGUAUGCCUGUGGAUCUGGUAUCCCAGAGAUUAAAACAAUAUUGAGUGGGUUCAUCAUUAGGGGCUACCUUGGGAAAUGGACCCUCCUGACAAAGUCUGUGGGUAUGAUGUUAGCAGUGUCAGCAGGCCUGAGCCUGGGGAAGGAGGGACCAUUUGUACAUGUAGCCUGCUGUUGUGGGAAUAUAUUCUCGUAUUUAUUUCCAAAGUAUGGUACUAAUGAAGCCAAAAAGAGAGAGAUUUUAUCAGCUGCAUCAGCUGCUGGGGUCAGUGUGGCUUUUGGGGCCCCCAUAGGGGGAGUUUUAUUUAGUUUAGAAGAGGUGAGCUAUUAUUUCCCUCUGAAGACCUUAUGGCGGUCCUUCUUCUGUGCUUUGGCUGCUGCAUUUGUUCUGAGGUCUAUAAAUCCCUUCGGGAAUGACCAUCUAGUCAUGUUCUACGUGGAAUACAAUGAACCAUGGUACAUACAGGAGUUAAUCCCCUUUGUACUCAUUGGUGUAUUAGGGGGUUUAUACGGAAGCUUCUUUAUAAAAGCAAAUAUUGCAUGGUGCAGAUACAGAAAAAACACAAAAUUAGGAAAUUAUCCAAUAGUCGAAGUUUUAGUUGUUACAUUUAUUACAGCGCUUCUUAGUUACCCAAACCAAUAUACAAGGUUGAACACCAGUGAGUUGAUCAAGAUGUUGGUGGGACGCUGUGGGCCAGAGGAUGACACAGAUCUCUGUGACUACAAGAGAAAUUAUAGUUCACACCAGCUGAAUGAGACCUCAUUAAAAACGAUGACCUCUAGUACGGAGAUUGGUGAUGGUGUAGAGAAGGCCCUGUGGAUGUUAGCCCUGGCCCUCAUUUUUAAGGGAAUUAUCACUAUCUUUACUUUUGGAAUUAAGAUUCCAUCUGGACUCUUCAUACCUAGCAUGGCUGUAGGUGCAAUCUUAGGAAGAAUGAUUGGAAUAGGUUUUGAACAAAUUGUGGUUGCAAACCAUGACAAUCCGUUCUUUGAGAACAUGUGUGAGUCCAAACAGUUUUGUAGGAUUACCCCCGGUCUGUAUGCCAUGGUGGGGGCAGCAGCUGCCCUGGGGGGAGUCACUCGCAUGACAGUGUCCUUGGUGGUGAUCAUGUUUGAGUUGACAGGAGGACUGCAGUACAUCGUCCCUCUCAUGGUUGCCACCAUGACUAGCAAGUGGGUAGGAGAUGCCCUAGGAAAAGAAGGAAUAUAUGAUGCUCACAUACAACUCAAUGGUUACCCCUUCCUUGACAGCAAAGAGGAGUUUACACACACUACUCUUGCUUCUGAUGUCAUGAGACCAAGAUCUGCGCGCUAUGGAUCGGUAGUGAGAAAUGAUCCGCCACUGAGUGUGAUAACACAGGACUCAAUGACUGUGGAAGAAGUGGAGCAUGUUCUUAAGACGGCAUCACACAAUGGGUUCCCGGUGGUUGUAUCUCAUGAAUCUCAGUAUCUCGUGGGCUUUGUUCUCAGGAGGGACCUUAGUCUUGCAAUUUCCAAUGCUCUGAAGCUGCAGGAUGGAGUUGUUUACAAUUCAGUUGUUUACUUCACCAAUCAAGUUCCUGAUAAUCCUAAUGACCCCGCUCCUUUAAAACUGAGGAAAAUCAUAGAUAUGGCCCCAGUAACAAUAACAGAUCAAACUCCUAUGGAGAUGGUUGUAGAAAUGUUCAGAAAACUUGGACUCAGACAAACUCUGGUCACACACAAAGGGAGAUUACUUGGAAUUAUUACAAAAAAAGAUGUUCUACGCCAUAUUGCUCAUUUAGAAAAUCAGGACCCAGAGUCUAUUCUCUUUAAUUAGUUCAUUCCUUGUUAUUGUCUCAUAGCAGAUAAAUUAUCUGUAUUCCACUGAUUAACAAGUGUGUCAUGGUUCAAUGUGUGUGAUGAAUAAGUCUCAAACAUUGAUUUAGUGUAAGUUGAGAGGUGCCUAUGAGU